This is a messenger RNA of Podarcis raffonei (Aeolian wall lizard), 2640 nucleotides long. RefSeq names its product origin recognition complex subunit 2 (gene ORC2). The record is from RefSeq and is a predicted model, not a curated record. Bases 251 to 1960 code for a protein of 569 amino acids. Gene Ontology annotation, molecular function: DNA replication origin binding. The transcript is spliced from 18 exons. Gene Ontology annotation, biological process: DNA replication. Lineage: Eukaryota; Metazoa; Chordata; Lepidosauria; Squamata; Lacertidae. Gene Ontology annotation, cellular component: nucleus; nuclear origin of replication recognition complex.
CAUGCGCCGCGCGUUGGACUCGGUCACGUGGCUUCUGAGGGGGCAACAGAAAGCACGUGUGGAAAGGGGUUGGCGCGCUCUGCGUGUACUUUAUCGGUGUACUUUACCUGAGAAUUAAAGAAAAUGCUGCGUGGAACUUAGACAAUGUAGGCUCAUCCACUUAAGCUGGCUGACCGGGUGGAAGUGUAUUCUCCAAUCCUGUUCAUGCUGAUAUGUAAGGUUGUUUUUAUCUCUUUGUAGGCUUCUUGCUAUGAGUAACCCGAAGUUAAAGAAAAGCAAUGUGAUAGAGGUCAAGUUUGUGGCAGAUGAGGAUGUCCUAAAGCACAUUUCUGAAGAUACAGGUCAUAAGGUUCGAAAGAACAAAGCUGCACAAACGCUUGAUGCAAAAAGAUGGGUGAAGAAAACAGACGAUACUUCAGAUAAUGAGUCUCAGGAAACUUUUAAAGAACAGGAAUAUGUUUCUGUCCUAGGCAUCCAAGGCUCUUUGAAAAAUGGCUCCAGUGCAGGUGGCGGGGAUGUCUUUCCAUUCCAAACUCCAAAACGCUCUAACAAGAUGGCAGAAAUGGCCUCUGAGCUAGCUCAGACAGCAGGUAGCAAUGUAAAACAUGAGAAGCCGAAGGAUCCUGAAAAGGGAGCAAGCACUCCUCAAAGCAGCAAGAAGUAUUCUGCUUCAAGCAGAGGCAAGGUGGAGCAGAGUAAAAAGAAUGAAUUCAUGUCAAAAACACCCUACAGACUCAGGAAAAGAAUUACGGCUUUAAACAUGUGCUCUGAUACUGAAAGUGAUUAUUCCACUUCAUGCUCCGAAGAAGAGGAAGAUGACAGCUGUAAAGAAACUACAGAUUAUGCUGUUGAUCCAAAAAUGCUGGCCAGACCCCAGACAUCAUCUGCUCCAGCUAACAAAGAAACGCCAGCUAAGAAGCUGAAGAGAGAAGUUCCUAGUAAUUUGGUGGAAGAGUAUUUUGAAGCACAUAGCAGUUCCAAGGUUUUAACUUCUGACCGAACACUUCAGAAGCUACAGAAAGAGAAAAUGGAUCAGGAGUCCCUGCAGAACAUCUUGAAUAAAGUACCUGUUGCUUUUGCUUCUGAAUGUGAGGCAUUAACCAAGCAACAUGAAUCUCUCUUUUACAAAUGGAUGUUGCAACUGCACCUAGGAUUCAAUAUUGUGCUAUAUGGAUUAGGUUCAAAGAAAGCUCUGUUGGAGAAUUUUCGCAUUUCUCUUCUGCAAGAUUCUGUUCAUAUUGUUGUGAAUGGGUUCUUCCCCAGCAUCACCGUGAAAUCGAUUCUUAAUUCCGUAACAGAGGAGGUGCUGGAUCACGUGGGCACUUUUCGCAGCCCCCAGGAUCAGCUGGACUUGAUUGUGAAAAGAUUUAAAGAAGAUCCUUCGCUGGAGCUCUACCUGCUCAUCCACAACUUGGACAGUCCAACAUUGAGAGGAGACAAAAACCAACAAAUCCUAGCACAACUGUCAUCUCUUUCUAAUAUCUACCUCAUAGCAUCUAUUGACCAUAUUAAUGCACCACUCAUGUGGGAUCAAGCAAAGCAAAGCAUGUAUAAUUGGUUGUGGUAUGAAACGACCACUUACAGUCCUUAUGUAGAAGAAACAUCCUUUGAGAACUCCCUCUUGAUACAGCAAUCCGGGUCUUUGGCUUUGAGCUCUCUCACUCAUGUUCUGCACAGUCUCACUCCUAAUGCAAGGGGGAUUUUCAGACUUUUGGCAGAAUAUCAAUUGGAAAAUAAGGAUAACACCUCAUACCCAGGACUUUCCUUCCAAGAUUUCUACCAGCAAUGUCGGGAAGCAUUCCUGGUCAAUAGUGACCUAACUCUCAGGGCUCAGCUCACAGAAUUCAGGGAUCACAAGCUCAUUAGGACUAAGAGGGGUGCUGAUGGAGUUGAAUAUUUAUUAAUUCCUGUGGACGCUGGGACCUUGACUGACUUUUUACAGAAAGAUAAUGACAUUUGAAGGCUCUGAAAUGUGCAGUAGCAAUUGCUCUCAAGAGCUGCUGGAAUACUGCCUACAGUGUAGUCAAUUUUCAGAUCUCAGGAGUUUUUAUCUGCCUGUAAUAAUUGAGUAAAGCAUUGUUUGUGCAAAGCCAAUUUUUAGAUAUAUCUAAAACUGCUUAGGUUUUCCACUUUGGAUGACGAUUUCCUCCUUUGUAUUCCAUUACAAAGAAAAUGUGACAUAGGAAUGUGCCUUUCUGCUCAUGAAGUAACUUGUGCUUGGAAAAUACACAUUGUUGGCUGUUAGCAGCUUAAGUUUUUCAACAAUGAAUGAGUAUGUCAUAUUUACAGACUACCUUAUUGGUUUUCUAAUAUGUGCCGUGUGAGAUGGAGAGGUGCCUGUACUUGGGCAAAGCAAAAUACAAACACCAGAGACCCAGGUUAUUUUGGACAAGUUUGUUGACGUUUUAGCCUUCAUUGGUAUACAAGCCAUUGUAAAGUUAAUAAUAAGCUGGCACCUGUCUCUGCAAUGUAAAGAAAAUGGCAGCUAUGCUGAUUUUUCAAACCAACUUUCUUAAUGAUAAUGUCAGAAGUAAUGAGAGAUAGUAUUUGGGGUUUUUUAAAAAAUCUGAAUAAAAAUGUGUAGUUGUGCAACAGUGGGUUUUUUUUUGUAUGGUUCUAAAUAAAACACAGUUUAUGGUC